Messenger RNA from Condylura cristata (star-nosed mole), 1283 nucleotides. RefSeq names its product ubiquitin-conjugating enzyme E2E 1 (gene UBE2E1). Lineage: Eukaryota; Metazoa; Chordata; Mammalia; Eulipotyphla; Talpidae. The record is from RefSeq and is a predicted model, not a curated record. Gene Ontology annotation, cellular component: nucleus. Gene Ontology annotation, molecular function: ubiquitin conjugating enzyme activity. Bases 47 to 628 code for a protein of 193 amino acids. Gene Ontology annotation, biological process: protein polyubiquitination. The transcript is spliced from 5 exons.
CCUCUCAUUGCAGGGGCUGUUUGCGGGGUGGGGUGGGGGGUUCGCUAUGUCGGAUGACGAUUCGAGGGCCAGCACCAGCUCCUCCUCAUCUUCGUCCUCCAACCAGCAAACCGAGAAAGAAACAAACACCCCCAAGAAGAAGGAGAGUAAAGUCAGCAUGAGCAAAAACUCCAAACUCCUCUCCACCAGCGCCAAGAGGAUUCAGAAGGAACUGGCAGACAUCACUUUAGAUCCUCCGCCUAACUGCAGUGCUGGUCCCAAAGGUGAUAACAUCUAUGAAUGGAGAUCAACCAUUCUAGGGCCUCCAGGAUCCGUAUAUGAGGGUGGUGUGUUCUUCCUUGAUAUCACUUUUACACCAGAAUAUCCCUUCAAACCUCCAAAGGUUACAUUUCGCACAAGAAUCUACCACUGUAAUAUUAACAGUCAAGGAGUUAUCUGUUUGGACAUAUUGAAAGACAACUGGAGUCCAGCACUAACCAUUUCUAAAGUCCUCCUUUCUAUCUGCUCACUUCUUACAGACUGCAAUCCUGCCGAUCCCUUGGUGGGAAGUAUUGCCACUCAGUAUAUGACCAACAGAGCAGAACAUGACAGAAUGGCCAGACAGUGGACCAAGAGAUAUGCUACAUAAGUUGGGUUUUCACAAUUCUUACAUUGUCUGUCACAGAGAGAGCUGCUUAUGAUUUUGAAGGGGUGGGGGAGGGUGGGAGUUGGUAAAGAGUAGGGUAUUUCUAUAACAGAUAUUAUUCAGUCUUAUUUCUUAAGAUUUUGUUUUAACUUAAGGUAUCUUGCUACAGUAGACAGAAUUGGUAAUAGCAACCUUAAAAACUGUCAUUAGUUCUGCAAUAUUAGCUGAAAUGUACAGAGAAAAAACAUUUGGGUUCAGUUGCUUGUAAAAAUUUAAUUCUAUACAGGUUAUACACUUUGGCCGUUUAUUUGGCCCUCUACAGAGUACACUAUUCAAAAAUUGGAAAUCUUUUUCCUUCUUAGAAGGGAACAUUAAGUUUUUAAGAGACUGUUAUCUCAUAUAUAAAAUGGACUCAUACCUAUCAGACACCAUAUAGGAAUUGAGUAGUUGUGAAUUUUAUUUUAUAUGCCAAUUUCUUUGUGGAAAGAUUAUUAUAGAAGUCUGAAUCAGGACUUGUGGAAACCUGUAGUAAAAUACCUUAAGCUGUUAACUGUAAGGUGUGGAAUAGGAGUUAUUCAGUGGGUUGGUUUUAUGUUGUGGGCUGCUUAAGUCUGCAUUUGUUACUGUGCUAAUAAACAAUAUUAAAACAACCACCCAA